Debaryomyces hansenii CBS767 is the source of this 2259-nucleotide messenger RNA. RefSeq names its product ferric reductase family protein. Lineage: Eukaryota; Fungi; Ascomycota; Pichiomycetes; Serinales; Debaryomycetaceae. The coding region runs from base 1 to 2259 and encodes 752 amino acids. The record is from RefSeq and is a predicted model, not a curated record. Gene Ontology annotation, cellular component: plasma membrane. The transcript has a single exon. Gene Ontology annotation, biological process: iron ion transport; intracellular iron ion homeostasis; copper ion import. Gene Ontology annotation, molecular function: ferric-chelate reductase activity.
AUGUACUACAAAUGGGCAUAUACAUCAUUUUUCAUAGCCAUAUUAUUGACGCCAUUUCUAAUACCCACAAAUAGUGCUUUAGCUCUGAAGUAUAGAAGAAUAAAAGUGGUGUUAAGUAUAUGUUUGUUGAUAUCGGUAUUGAUCAGUGUAACGCCAGAGAAGGCGGUUAAGGGGGGACCAGUCCAGACAUUUGGACAGUCAACAAUAGCGCUCUUGGGAUGCAGCUUUCAAAUAAUGAAAUUGGGUUCAUUCUGUGACCCAAGUUCGGGUGUUAAUGCUCGUGAAUGCUUCUGCGUCAACCCAAAUGCUAUGUCGACAAUUUCAUAUUGUUACAUGACAGCACACGAAGGACAAAUAGACUCAUUUUUGAAGGCUUGUGCAACACAAUUUAAUGUUACGGUUACCAGAGAAAGAUUUGAGGAAUCGUUCAUCAAUUAUACGAAAUACGCAAGGGUUCCAGACCAGCUUGAUCCUUCAGGAGUGGUUAAUCAUCCGAUAAAGUUGAAUGAUUCCAUGAUACUGACGUACACACAUGCAUACGACCAGUUCCUAGGCAAUUAUGAUAGAUCUGUAUAUUAUGGUGGCAUUUUGGUUGGGUAUUGGUUUGUCGUCUUCUUGCUCGCAGCUAUGGGAAAUUGGUCAAAAAUUUUAUUCCCGAAUACUGUCAUGAAAAUGACUGGUAGAAUUUCGAAUGUAUUUCGUAAAAAAAUAAGUUUACCAGCUACUGGAGGGAAAAGAAAAACAAGCGAGAAACCAUUUCUCAGAAUAUUGGACAUGUUGGUUCCUACCAGGGCUGAAACUUUAAUAUUAAUAGGAUUUUCAGCCUUAACUAUCCACCUUUUACAAAGUAAAAUUGAAUAUAUUGAUGGCGAUCCAGUCUUCAGUAACAAAAUUUCUGCUUUAUUGCGUUAUACUGCGGUAAGAGCAAGUAUUAUCAGUAGUGAAACCAUACCAUUGUUAAUUCUAUUUGGUGGUAGAAAUAACUUCUUACAAUGGUUAACAAGAUGGGAUUAUUCCACGUUUAUUACCUUUCACAGAUGGUUGUCACGUAUCAUAUUUUUCCUUGUCGUCAUUCAUGCUGUCUGUUAUUCCUUUUACAUGGGAGAUUACUUUGAGACUAUGCGCGAGACAUAUUUGAUAUGGGGGGCUAUUGCAACUGUUGCUGGGGGUUUUAUAAUGAUCCAAGGCUUAUUAGUAUUGAGAAGAAGGUGGUAUGAGAUGUUCUUAAUAAUACAUAUUGUCCUUGCAGCAUUAUUCAUAGGAGCAUCCUGGGUACAUGUUAAUGACCUCUACUGCCUCUGGUUCUAUUAUUAUGCUACAGCAUUAUGGGUUUUCGACAGAGUGAUAAGACUAGGGAGGUUAUUCUCGUUUGGUUUUCCUAAUGCCAAGGUUGUAUUAUUAGCAGAUGAAACUUUGAAAAUUAUAGUUCCAACUCCAGAACACUGGGAGUCGGUCCCAGGGGGGCAUGCAUUCAUUCACUUUUUGACUCCUACUUGCUUUUGGCAAUCACAUCCAUUUACCUAUACUAUUGCCGUUGAUGAUCCCAAUAAAAUAGUGUUGUAUAUAAAAGUGAAGGAAGGUGUAACGCAACACAUGUAUAAGUAUUUGUUGCAACACCCAGGCAAAAGUACUAAUAUUAGAGUUGCAAUAGAAGGUUCGUAUGGUGAAUCCACUGCGGCGAGCAGGUACGAUACAGCUGUGUUUGUUGCUGGUGGUAAUGGAAUUCCUGGUAUAUACGCAGAGGUAUUCGACUUAGCGGUUAGGACUAAUGAUUUAAAACAAUCAUUAAAACUAAUAUGGGUAAUUCGGGAAUAUAAAUCUUUAUUUUGGUUUUAUGAAGAAUUAUUAGCAUUGAAAGGUAUUAAUAUUGAGACUACGAUCUAUAUUACAAAACCAGAAUCACAUAUUUGUAUACAAGAGUUCAAUAACAGACUUUUGAACACUGAUAUGGAUAUAUCAAAUGACAUGGGUCAAGGCAAUGAUACAGUAUUGGGGAAUAUGUCUAAUAAGGAACACAAACAAUGUGAUAUUGUCAAAAAAAUUAAAACGGAGUUGAGCCACAUUAAAGUUAUAGAUGGAAGGCCAAUGAUGGGCUUGAUGGUUGCACAAAAUAUUCAGGAAGCAAAAAAAUCAGCUGCCUUCAUAACAUGUGGUCAUCCAAAUAUGGUAGACGAUAUUAGAGCAUCAGUUGUAAAGAACAUUGAUAAUGAAGAACAUAAGAGGGUAGAUUACUUUGAGCAAUUGCAGGUUUGGGCCUGA